AUGGCAGGGGGUAUGAAGAGCAGAAGUCUCAAUAGGCGAGAGCUGCGAGGACGGUUCGAGGUGAUCGUGAAUGUCCCUUCCGUCGUGCUUUGGCCUAACGCACUCGCACGAGUUGGAGCACCUCAAAAGAUUCGCUCCCGAGAAGAUACUGAAUUCGAAGAGAAGUAUGAGAAAGCCUAUGUAGACGUUCUCCACGCGUUGUUCUACAACCUAUCCGCGAAGAACAUCUCCGCUUCAUUACAGAGUGUGCCCAACAUAAGAACCCAGCCGAAAAUCAUGCAGAAAAGUAUUUCCCAAGAGGCGAAAAUGAUUGUGCGAUAUGUGUACUCGCAAAUGGCAACAGCAGACACGGUUACUUUGAUUAUGAGUCCAGUAUUACGAGGAGAUCGCGGGGAUGAACUGCAAGUGAGCGACACCUCUGUCGAUAGUGCAUACCAUGGAUUACGGAACGAGUCCACUCACUGCCACGCCAUAUCAACGAUGUCGCCCGCUGACCUCAGCCUCUCAGACCACGACGUGCACGUUCAUGAACUGAGAGCAAAAGGAUGGCGGGGCAGUCUCGACCCCAGUGCGGAUCCAAAGAACAAAUGA
This is a messenger RNA of Serpula lacrymans var. lacrymans S7.9, 591 nucleotides long. RefSeq lists its product as uncharacterized. The transcript is spliced from 4 exons. NCBI's taxonomy places the organism in Eukaryota, Fungi, Basidiomycota, Agaricomycetes, Boletales, Serpulaceae. The coding region runs from base 1 to 591 and encodes 196 amino acids. The record is from RefSeq and is a predicted model, not a curated record.